Carassius gibelio (silver crucian carp) is the source of this 5532-nucleotide messenger RNA. It is a transcript of the gene kdm6al, whose product is annotated as lysine (K)-specific demethylase 6A, like. Lineage: Eukaryota; Metazoa; Chordata; Actinopteri; Cypriniformes; Cyprinidae. Gene Ontology annotation, molecular function: protein binding; chromatin DNA binding; RNA polymerase II cis-regulatory region sequence-specific DNA binding. The coding region runs from base 655 to 4581 and encodes 1308 amino acids. Gene Ontology annotation, biological process: heart development; regulation of gene expression. The record is from RefSeq and is a predicted model, not a curated record. The transcript has 29 exons. Gene Ontology annotation, cellular component: MLL3/4 complex.
CGAGUGAACAUUCGAGGAAAGGAUUGGGCCUCAGUUUAACCCUUUAACUGCGCGGCUGUCAGUCCGAUUUCCCCGUUUCAUGAAAACCACACCUCUCUAUUUGCAUUUCAUAACAACACAAAUGAGCCACUCGGGAUCCAGUGUAUCAGGGAAUCAUGUUCGCGCAAACGCGCGCACCACCGGACCUUUCCGUGUUUCGGACGUGCCGGUUCGCGCAUUCGAAAGAUCGUUACAGGAAACACAUUUACCGAAAGGACUGGAGCACAACAUUUUGGGACGAGGCCAGUGACGCGCUCAUGUUCUGCGCAGUGAUUGGCUGUGGAGCCCGGGAGGGCGUGGCGACAGCGACGGCGUGGGUUCGCUUGUGUGACACAAUUACAACAACUUUAAUCUUCUGGCGAACACAACUUUGAGAUUGUUUGAAUACGUUCAGUGUUUUUAAGUGUGCACGCGCCGCACGUCACAUCAACACAGAGCCGCCGCGUCACAGUUUAUUCCUGCAAAACAAUGUGAGAGGACGCGCCGCUGGAGGGCCAGCUCACUUCUCACGGGGCUUUAGACGCUGAAGCGCGGUUUACUGGAGAAAAAGUUGGUGUUUAUUGUGGCUUUUGGACGCACGGAGCUCGCUUUCCCUCGAUUUCUCGGUGCGAUUCCAUGAAAUCGUGCCGAGAGUCGCUCUCCGUCGCCGCCGCUCGACGCCUCAGCGCUGCUGGUGAUGAGGAGGAGAAAAUGGCGGCGGGAAAAGCGAGCGGACCCGAGGAGGACGCGCCGAAGCUGAGCGCGCAGGAGAGCGACGCCCUGACACGCGUCGACAGCUCUCUGUUCGGAUAUCAGCGGCUUCGUGAAGAUGGCGCCAGCUCGAAGGCCCUGCUCGUGAAGGCCGUGCGCUGCUACGAGUCUCUCAUCCUGAAAGCAGAAGGAAAAGUGGAUCCCGAGUUCUUCUGCCAGCUGGGUCACUUCAAUCUCUUACUGGAGGAUUAUCCGAAAGCGUUAUCAGCGUACCAGCGCUACUACAGUUUACAAUCAGACUACUGGAAGAAUGCUAACUUCCUGUACGGCCUCGGGAUGGUGUACUUCCAUUACAAUGCGUUUCAGUGGGCGAUCAAGGCGUUUCAGGAAGUGCUGUACAUCGACCCCAGCUUCUCUCGCGCUAAAGAGAUCCAUCUGCGUCUCGGCCUGAUGUUCAAAGUCAACACGGACUACGAGUCCAGCCUAAAGCACUUUCAGCUGGCGCUCAUCGACUCCAAUCACUGCUCUUCAUCCAAAGCUGAGAUUCAGUUCCACAUCGCGCAUCUAUACGAGAUUCAGAAGAGAUACCGCGCAGCUAAAGAGGCGUACGAGAGUCUCCUGCAGACGGAGGACUUACCUGCGCAGGUGAAGGCGGUCACCCUACAGCAGCUGGGCUGGAUGCAUCAUACGGUCGAGCAGCUGGGAGAUAAAGCUAAUAAAGACAGCUACGCCAUCCAGUGUCUCCAGAAAUCCCUGGAAGCCGAUCCGAGCUCGGGUCAGUCCUGGUACUUCCUCGGCAGGUGCUACUCCAGUAUUGGGAAGGUCCAGGAUGCAUUCGUCUCAUACAGACAGUCCAUCGAUAAAUCAGAGGCCAGCGCAGACACGUGGUGCUCCAUCGGAGUGCUGUACCAGCAGCAGAACCAGCCCAUGGACGCUCUGCAGGCGUAUAUCUGUGCUGUGCAGCUGGAUCACAGUCACGCCGCCGCCUGGAUGGACCUGGGCACGCUCUACGAGUCCUGCAACCAGCCGCAGGACGCCAUCAAGUGCUACGUCAACGCCACGCGCAGCAGAACCUGCAGCAACACACCUGCGCUGGCGGCACGCAUCAAAUACCUGCAGGCGUGUAAAGCUCAGCCCGGGUCAUCAGGCUCCGGUCAGUCUCUGCCCCCCCACGUCAGUCCGCUGGAUCAGGCUGAUGGUCAGUCCAGUCCAGCCAAGAGGAAGAGGACCGCCAGCCCUGCCAAGAGUUCUGCAGAGUCUUGGACACACAGUUCAGCACAUCCUCCGACGCCGAGCUGUAUCCUGUCUCCUCAGAAGCUGCAGUUGCUGGAGCAGUUGCGAGCGAACCGGUCGAGUCUGAAUCCGCUUCAGCUGCAGGUGUUGGAGCAGACGGAGGCUCAGCUGUCCGCCGUGCACCAGAUGAGGCCAAACUCUUCUGGGCAAACACGACCCACGCUCCCCAACGGCCCUUCACUGCCCGCUCACGCUGUUCCUCGCGGCUCGGCUUGCAUCGCUCAGACGUUGUCCAACGGGCCGCUUCCUCCUGGUCCCCGCUCCGGCCCACAGCCCUCUUCAGUCGGCAAUAAUCACACGCCGGGAGCCAGAGCGAACGGAGACGUGCCUUACCUGCAUCCCAACACACUACCUCACAACUGCACAAGCCCAGGAGACACCAGGAAGAGCCAGCAUCUCAACUCCGCUCAGGGGCUUCAGAAAGGUCAGGGUUCACAUUGGGCAGGUCCUAAUGGAGACCGGACUCUCUCUUCCAGCGGUUCGGCCGACGGCGGCCCUCACAAUCAGGUCGGACAUUCAGCCACGACCCCAACGGAGCCCGCUGUCAAUCAUCUGUCCCCCCCUCCCCCCUCCUCUCAAUCUACCUCAGGUGCGCCCCACAGCACCGCCCCGACCAAAGACAGCGCCGCCCUGCAGGCCAACGGUUCCACUGCCGCCAACCACCACAGUCCUGACCGCACGCCCACUUCCACGUCCGGUUCUCCGGCAGCUCCUUCCACAGACAAUCCGCAGCUCUCCGCUGAUCAGGAGGUCAAGGAGAGUCCAGCUGUGAGCUCCAGGGUGAACCACGUCCACCCGGCUCCAGGCAGCUCCAGCGCCUCUUCUCCUGCCUCCGCCCUGUCCACCUCGUCACCGUCACCCCGCUCCACGGAGCCCACGGCCAGCCUUAACAAGCCAGGCUCCGCCGUCACCGUUAACGGGAGCGGGGGGGGAGCGUGUUCAGACUCUCAGAGUCCGCCGGAGCUGUGCAUCAAAACAUCCUCCGAUCUCAAACCCUCACACUCGUCCUCCACCGUCUCCAUUUACCCCACCUCAGCUGAUGUCCUGAAAGCCUGCAGGAAUCUGCGUAAGAACGGUCUGUCGAGCAGCAGUGUCCUGCUGAACAAGUGUCCACCGCCGAAACUUCCUCCUCCUCCGUCACCGCCGCUGGAUAAAGACAAGCUCAACCCUCCGACGCCGAGCAUCUACCUGGAGAAUAAGAGAGACGCGUUCUUCCCGCCGCUGCACCAGUUCUGCACCAAUCCAUCCAACCCUGUCACCGUCAUCCGCGGCCUGGCCGGAGCCCUCAAACUGGAUCUGGGCCUGUUCUCCACCAAGACUCUAGUGGAGGCGAACCCGGAGCAGCUGGUGGAGGUGCGGACGCAGCUGUGUCAGCCGGCCGAUGAGAACUGGGACGCCAGCGGUCAGAGGAAGCAGUGGCGCUGCGAGAGCAUCCGAUCCUACACCACCAUCGCCAAAUACGCUCAGUACCAGGCCGCGUCCUUCCAGGAGUCUCUGCGGGAAGAGAAUGAGAAGAAGGGCCAGAAAGAGCUGUCAGACUCUGAGAUGACAUCAUCAGAAGCUGUUUCCAGGAGGAGGAAAGGUCCGUUCAGACAAGUCAAGUUUGGGACUAACAUUGAUGUCUCUGAUGAAAAGAAGUGGAAGCUGCAGCUGCAGGAACUGAGUAAACUGCCUGCGUUCGCUCGUGUGGUGUCUGCUGGGAACCUGCUGAGUCACGUGGGACACAGCAUUCUGGGUAUGAACACGGUCCAGCUCUUCAUGAAAGUCCCGGGCAGCAGGACUCCAGGUCAUCAGGAGCACAAUAACUUCUGUGCCGUCAACAUCAACAUCGGGCCGGGCGACUGCGAGUGGUUUGCCGUGCCGGAGCCGUACUGGGGCGUGAUGAGCGAGUUCUGUGAGAAGAACAACAUCAACUUCCUGAAGGGCUCGUGGUGGCCGAAUCUGGAGGAUCUGUACGAGGCUAACGUGCCGGUGUACCGCUUCAUCCAGCGUCCUGGAGACCUGGUGUGGCUGAACACGGGGACGGUGCACUGGGGUCAGGCCAUCGGCUGGUGCAACAACAUCUGGUGGAACGUGGGUCCUCUGACCGCGUAUCAGUACAAGCUAGCCGUCGAGCGCUACGAGUGGAACAAACUCCAGAGCGUCAAAUCGAUGGUUCCCAUGGUGCACCUGUCCUGGAACAUGGCCAGGAACAUUAAAGUGUCUGACCACAAGCUGUUUGAGAUGAUCAAGUUCUGUCUGCUGCGGACGCUGAAGCAGUGUCAGACCAUUAAAGAGGCGCUGGUGGCUGCUGGGAAGGAGACGGUGUGGCACAGAAGAAGCCGAGACGAGCCGGCCCAUUACUGCAGCAUCUGUGAGGUGGAGGUGUUUAACCUUCUGUUUGUGACGAGCGACAGUUACUCCAGGAAGUCCUGCGUGGUUCAGUGUCAGGAUUGCGCUCGGAAGACCAGCGGUGACCUCGACGGGUUCGUGGUGCUGCAGCAGUUCAGGAUGGAGGACCUCAUGCAGGUCUACGACCAGUUCUCAUUAGCUCCUGCUCUGCAUUCGUCUGCUUCUUGACAUUAAGACGCCGAACAUGUGGAGAAUAUCACAUUACAGGACCAUUUCUGAUAUUCAGGACCGUGGUGCUCGUCUCUCGUGUGGCUGGUGACCAUCGGAGAGCACGAGACCCUCGACUCAAGUGACUGUGUGUCUAUGCAACCUGUUCAUAAACUGCAGCGUGUGACUGUGGCCUGCGGGGGGCGCUAGUGAGGGACUUCCUGUCUACACACCUCUUCCUGAACGGCCGCUCACCUCUGCUUCACGUGAGGAAUUAAUCACAACAGCUGGGGAAGAUAUUGUGGGAAGCUGGUUUUGUACAUAUAGUGUGUCCCAGCUGGCAUCGUCACGUACAGACUACUGACUCCAGACGCUGUUCUGUAUUUGGUAACAAGCUGAAACCUGGCGUCUCUUUCCUCGUGUCUCAAGGGUUCGCCUUCACCGAGGAGAGCUAGCCCACUCUUUUUAUGCUAGAUAGUGAUUUUACGAUGACUUUGGAUGGCAAAAUCUACAAAAAACACACAAAAAAACAAUAUUUGUAAUGUGAAAAAUUAGGUGAUCAUUUUUUACUGCUUUUGUUUUAGCGGUCUCUCGUUCUUUUGACACCAUGGUCAAUAUUUUGUUUCUUAGGUAAGAAAAAGGAAAAAGCAUAACAGCCAAGUCACAAAGAAACAUGGGUUGCACAUAGAGUAAGGAAUAAAGUGUCUGUUUUCUCCUUCCUCGUUUGUUUCUAAUCCUGAUGUACAUUUACACUAUUUAUAAAUACAUAUUUAUUGCUUGAAGAUAUUUGUGGAUGGAAUGCUGUUAUUUUUCCCAGAGUACCUGCCAUUAAAUUUGAAGGAGUUUGGUCAUUUAACUACUCCUGCAUUUUUCUAUAUAGAAUUAAACCGCUUAGUAAGCAUUGUACAGAAACUAUAAAGUUGUUUUAUUGUUUGAAGAAUGUUUUAUGAGUUAUUAAACAAGUUGUCAACA